AUGUUUAUUAUUAUUAUUUGGAUGCUUCUACUAGUGGACAUGGGCUUAUCAAGACCGACAAUGCAACGGAUUGUUUAUAACAAUCAUGAAUGGGAAGUACCGAAUGAACCUGGCUGGGAAGAAGUUAUAAAAGAAGCAGAAGCAGUACAAUAUCGACUGUUUAAUUCAUGUAUAACUGCUGUUGAAUGUCGCCAAAUUAUAGAAGAGCUGCGAACCGUUUUUCUUCGUUAUCCCGUAUCAAAAAAAUACCUGGAGACGUAUAAAGUUGAUGGGAGUGAUCUAAUGUCAUCCAUAUUCAAAUGGGGUUGA
This is a messenger RNA of Rotaria socialis, 309 nucleotides long. The record is from the annotation of a GenBank genome assembly. Lineage: Eukaryota; Metazoa; Rotifera; Eurotatoria; Philodinida; Philodinidae.